AUGGGGGUCACCUUCCUCCAGGCCAACCUCAACCACUCCGCUAGGGCGCAGGAUCUCCUCCUGCAAUCCAUGGCGGAGUGGGAUUUGGAUGUCGCGGUGGUCGCGGAGCCGUACGCGGUUCCCUCCCUGCCUCACUGGGCGGGGGAUCUGGAUGGCCUCGUGGCCAUCGUGGCUAGGCCUGGUGCCGCCCCUCCCCUCGCGAUUAAGAAGAGAGGGAACGGCUUUGUGGUGGCGGUUCGGGGAGAGUACGCCAUAAUUGGUGUUUACUUCUCCCCGAACCGGGAUUUGCCGGCCCUGGAGCGGUUCUUGGAUGCCCUGGGGCCGGAAAUAAGGCGGUUAGCGCCCCUAAAGGUCUUCGUGGCCGGUGACUUCAACGCCAAAUCAACGGCGUGGGGGAACCCGGCCACGGAGCCCAAGGGGCGAAAGGUGGAAGAACCGAAGUCCUCCUCUUCCGCGGGGCCCGGACGCGAGGACCUCCCCCAGGGGCGCGCCUCCAGGUGGGUCAUGAGGAGUUGA
This is a messenger RNA of Plodia interpunctella (Indianmeal moth), 516 nucleotides long. RefSeq lists its product as uncharacterized. The record is from RefSeq and is a predicted model, not a curated record. Bases 1 to 516 code for a protein of 171 amino acids. Gene Ontology annotation, molecular function: catalytic activity. NCBI's taxonomy places the organism in Eukaryota, Metazoa, Arthropoda, Insecta, Lepidoptera, Pyralidae. The transcript has 2 exons.